Messenger RNA from Equus caballus (horse), 3408 nucleotides. It is a transcript of the gene ZSCAN22, whose product is annotated as zinc finger and SCAN domain containing 22. Lineage: Eukaryota; Metazoa; Chordata; Mammalia; Perissodactyla; Equidae. The record is from RefSeq and is a predicted model, not a curated record.
CUGGGUGGGUCCCGCCGGGAUUGGGGCGGGAGAGAAACACUGCAGGCGCGGAAGCCGCGACGGUGCGGUGGCCGGUGGGAGAUGCACAGGACCGACCCGCGGACGGAGAGUGAGGGGCUGACGACGAACCGCGCAUUGACCGACUGACGGACUCUGACAUUGUGUGACCAGCGGUCGCUCAGCUGGGUUUGUGGAUAUGUCCCCCAGCACCUGCAGGCUUAAGUCUGGCAGGGGCUGUGAAUGCAUUGGAUUGGGUGUUCACCGCAUGCUUUCUGUGUGCCAGGCUGGUACUGGACGCCUGUCAUGGAUUGCCUUGGGUAACCUCGCAGCAACCCCCUGAGACCCAGUUUCAAGGCUCCAGUCAUCUCGUGUCUCACUGGGGUGCUGCUGCCCGAUGGCCAUCCCCAAGAGCCCCCUGAACCCCGUGCCCUGGGAACAGGAUGGCUUCCUACAAGUGAAGGUGGAGGACGAGGAGGCUAUCCUCUCCCAGCUCCAGGAACCCAGCCUUGGCCACACUGCCCACCCGGAGGCUGCACGUCUGCGCUUCCGGCACUUCUGCUAUGAGGAAGCAUCCAACCCACACGAGGCCCUGGCCCAGCUCCGCAUACUGUGCCGCCAGUGGCUGCAGCCUGAGGCGCACUCCAAGGAGCAGAUGCUGGAGCUGCUGGUGCUGGAGCAGUUCCUGGGCGUACUGCCCCCCAAGAUUCAGUCCUGGGUGGGGGCCCAGUGUCCCAAGAGCGGCGAGGAGGCUGCCGUGCUGGUGGAGGAUCUGACUCAGGCACUGGACAAGAGAGGACAGGAGCCUGGAGCUGAGCUCUCCGAGGCCAGCUGCAAGCAGAGCGAUUUGGAAGAGUCAGAGGCGUCAGACAGGGCCACCGAAACCCUUGUGGGCAGUGACUCCCUGGGACCCGUCUUUGGUGAUGCCUGCGAAGCUGAGAGCAGCUCCGAGAGGCGGGCAGGACUCUCAGGGGAGGUCUGGACGAAGUCAGUUGCCCACAAGAUGGAUUUCAGGGAAACCUCAGGGCAUCACAUGGACACCCCCACAGACCAACCCAGCUGUGAAUCUGGUGCCUUGGAGAACAGUCCCGACAGGUGGCCAGACUUCACUUCACAAGAGAAGACUCCUUCAGAAGAGAAAUUCGAUCCAUCGGAUGGCUGUAAGACAGCGCCUCCAUGCACGGACUCAGGGAGGAAGUCCUCCAAGUGUGGCAGGUGUGGGAAACUGUUCCGGAGCCCCUCGGCCCUUGAGGCACACCGGAAGAGCCAUUUUCGGAAGACACCCUACACCUGUGGCGAGUGUGGCAAAGCCUUCAGCCGGAGCACUCACCUGGCCCAGCACCAGGUCGUCCACACGGGGGCAAAGCCCCACGAGUGUAAGGAGUGCGGGAGGGCCUUCAGCCGGGUCACCCACCUGACCCAGCACCAGAGGAUCCACACUGGGGAGAAGCCCUACAAAUGUGGGGAAUGUGGCAAAACCUUCAGCCGAAGCACCCACCUCACCCAGCACCAGCGGGUACACACAGGGGAGCGGCCCUACGAGUGUGAUGAGUGCGGCAAGGCCUUCAGCCAGAGCACCCACCUGACCCAGCACCAGCGCAUCCACACGGGGGAGAAGCCCUACAAGUGCGAUGCCUGUGGGAGAGCCUUCAGUGACUGCUCGGCCCUUAUCCGCCAUCUGAGAAUCCACUCUGGAGAGAAGCCGUAUCAGUGCCAGGUUUGUCCGAAGGCCUUUGCGCAGAGCUCCUCCCUCAUCGAGCACCAGAGGACCCACACGGGUGAGAAGCCGUACAAGUGCCGCGACUGCGGGAAGGCCUUCAGCCGCAGCUCGGCCCUCAUGGUCCACCUGAGGAUCCACAUCAUGGUGCUGCCGUGACUGGAGAGCCCCUGGGACACAGCACAGCCUCCCGUGGAGGCUCAACACCUGAGAGGAGCCCUCGCUUCCGAAAGAGCCCAGAGGAAUAGGGUGGGUGAUCGGUGAGUCCUCCAAAAUGAUAAGGUGCUUAAGGGCAGACUCUGGGGCUGUCUGGGAACAACUCUGCCUUUGAGGACUCGGAUGGAGGCCUCAGAGCAGGGCCAGUCGGAAUGAAGUUUCUAUCAGGACUCUGUGGUCCCAAGAUGCUCUGGGAAAAGGGGCUCCAGCUUCACAUUGCCAUGUGGCUGCUCUUGCCUGUUCCUCUCCUGCUCAGCGCAGGAGGGAUGCCUGCCCACGCCCACCUCUGUGCCUUCACAGCUCCUCUUUCACUCCCCCUGUUCAUGUCUGACUCCAAGGCCGAUUUGUGGGUCUGUCUCUUCUGUGAGGCCUUCUCCAGACCCACAGUCUCUCACGUUCUCCCUGUCUCAAGUGAAGGCACUGCUUGACACUUGUGCGGCCUCCGUUGCUCCCUCCUGCCUCCUUCGACAUCCCAUGAAUCAUCAGCCCUGUUGGUUUUACCUAAAACUCACCUCUAGUCCAUCUUCUUCACUAUCGUGAGCUUAUGUGAGCCCUCAUUGCCUCACAUCUGGAUUCCCGCAGGAGUCUCCUCCCUGACCCCUUUCUGCCUUCAUUCUCCACUCCCCACCCUCUGCUGUUUCAUUCUCCACACUGGCCUCCAGGAGACUCUUUUUACAACUCAAAUCUGAUAGUGUCACUCCACAGUGGAAGGCUCUCUGAUGCGUCACCUCCUACAGCAGAGAUUCCUGAGUGGGUUACAAGUCUGCCAAGAUCUAAGGUGCUUUGGGCCCCAAGCAACCUCUCCAGUGACCCUCAUAUGUGCAUAUGAAUAUUGUCAUUUCUCUGGGUGUGCAGUGACAUGAACAUGGUUUCAAAGUACUGCCCCCUGGGAUAUUCCCCUGCCAUUCAUGAUCGCUCGUGACAUGGUGCCUGGCCUCACCUCCCUGCAUGGUCCUACUUUCCCUCCACCAGCCACGUGGAACUGCAUGUGGUUCCUGAAGAAGCCAUACUGUUUCCUGCCUAUGUGCCUUCUUACCUGUGCCUGGAAUCCUCCCCUCCGCUUUCCUCCAAGAUGUUUCAAAUCUCCUCCCCAAAGUGUACCCACCUCCUCAAGCCAACUUCAGCCUGCCUCUGCUCCAGAGCGUUACCUCCUUACCUUGCUCACGCCUCCUGCCAUGUUGUGUUUACUCCCUGCAGAGCUCACAGUCUGCUUCCCAAGGACACUGGGAGCUUCCACGAGCAGGGGCCAUGUCUUAUUCUCAGCAUCCACAGCACACAGGAUGCAAUAGGCCCUGACCCCUGUCUGUUGAACGAAUGCACUGUGGUACCUUCCCAGAGGCAGCCACCAUGCUCCACCCUGCACUGUCUCCUUGCCAACUGUGGGCCCUGCAGGGCUGGGAUGGUCUGAUUUCCUCAGGGCCCCAGCACUUAGACAAACCUGGCCUGCAGUGGCCUCAAUAAAACGCUAUUGUACUGAG